Molecule: messenger RNA, 664 nt
Organism: Racocetra fulgida
Lineage: Eukaryota; Fungi; Glomeromycota; Glomeromycetes; Diversisporales; Gigasporaceae
Source: the annotation of a GenBank genome assembly
GCCACGUCUCGAUUUCCUUACUUAUAUUAUAGUUACUCGCUUAAUUCCACAUCACAAGCAACAAUAUAAUAAAUAUUAUUAUAAGCGAGAAAUGCCUUCUUGGAGAAAGGACUUCAAAAAAGAAUGGAUAAUGUUGAAAGAAAAAAAAAUCAAUCAUAAUUACGUAAUUGAUACAGAAAAGUGGAUUUGCGGAUGUUUAGGAUUUUUAAUCAAUCGAUUUUUUCUUUGUAAACAUUUAAUUCAAGCAUCUCAAUUUACAAUUAAUAAGUCUUUUUUUGAAAAUAUUCAGCGACAAGGAGUCUAUCCUUUUGUAUUUUUACAAUCGCAACAUAUAUUACAACAAUCUUCAACACAAUUAAUGCAAUCAAAUACAGUCGAUAAUAUAACUGAUAUUAAUUCAAACGAUGAUGACAAUACUGAAUCAUCACAAAUAUUCGAAGAAUAUAAAUCAUUACUUCGUGAUGCACUUGAAAUUGUACAAGAACAGGAAAAUUCCAAUAAUGUUCAAUGGGCGCAAUCGGUUCAAGGAAGUUUUAAAGGCGUACAAAAUUUAGUGAUGGACAUUAAAUCAUAUAAAAGAAGAAUAACCAAUCCACGUACUUGGAAAGACCAUAAUCGACAUACAAUGUUUUUAAAUUUACAAGACGCGUAUUUUAAAUACUAA